Messenger RNA from Vitis vinifera (wine grape), 5488 nucleotides. RefSeq names its product 4-alpha-glucanotransferase, chloroplastic/amyloplastic. Gene Ontology annotation, biological process: carbohydrate metabolic process. Bases 498 to 2255 code for a protein of 585 amino acids. Gene Ontology annotation, molecular function: 4-alpha-glucanotransferase activity. The record is from RefSeq and is a predicted model, not a curated record. The transcript has 16 exons. Lineage: Eukaryota; Viridiplantae; Streptophyta; Magnoliopsida; Vitales; Vitaceae.
UUUUCUUCAUGAUCUUCAACAGAUUUUCAAAUAAUUUUGAUUUAAAAUUAGAAGGUCAGCUAUUUUCGGAUAUUUGUGAAACUACGGGAUGGUCAUAUGGCUCAUAUAUAUAGGUUUAUUAUGGGUGUUUGGAUUUAGUAUUUUAAUUAAUUAGAGGAUGUUUUUCUAAAUGUGAGAUUAUGCGGUCCCUUUGGGUAAUAUAAUUCUAUAAAACGUGAGGUCUGAUUUUAAUAAUGCAAGUACCCGCGCUACCGUGUCAACGGUAUAUUGAACAAUGAAGAAUAUAAUUAUGGAAUAGGAGUUGAGCCAUUAAAAAUCCUAAAUGAUUUCUAGUUUAGACAGGGCAAGAUACUUCGAGUUCUAGUUGGUUGAAGGAAGAAAUAUCUACUCAGAGAAUGACGUCAAUCUCCAUUAGUUCUAAUCUGAUACUCUGAGUGUGAUUUAGGGCAGUGUGUUGUUAAAUUGGUUGAUGAAACCUCUCAUUUUCUCCAUCUCUCAUGGCGAUGUCGAUGUCGAUGGCGAUGCUGAGUUCUCAUUCACUCAAGGCUUCUCCGCUUCAAAAUCUUUCUUCAAAACUUUUUAACGUUUCAUCUGCGGUAUUCGCCUCCUCUCGCAUCAAAUUUCAAGCCAAGGCUCCGAUGAAUUUCAAUUGCCUGUUGAAAAAUGAUGCCGUUUACGAAGAUCUACCUGCUGUUGGCGAAGAUCUGCCUCCGGAUUACGAAGAGUGGACGCCGAAGAAGGAUCCGAAGGACCGGAGAAGAGCCGGUAUUCUGCUACAUCCGACGUCGUUUCGAGGCCCGCACGGCAUUGGAGAUCUCGGCGAGGAGACGUUUUGCUUCUUGGACUGGCUUCACGAGGCCGGUUGCUCCGUUUGGCAGGUUCUUCCUCUUGUCCCUCCUGGCAGAAAGGGUAAUGAAGAUGGUUCCCCAUACGCCGGCCAGGAUGCAAAUUGUGGCAACACUCUUCUGAUUUCUCUUGAAGAGCUUGUUAAGGAUGGUUUAUUGAUGAAAGAAGAGCUUCCAAAACCAGUUGAUGCAGAUCGUGUGGACUUCUCAACUGUUGCUGAUAUAAAAGAUCCGCUGAUAGCUAAGGCUGCAGAGAGGCUCAUUCUGAGUGAAGGGGAACUCAAAAAUCAUUUUGAAGAUUUCCGUAGAGAUCCUGAGAUUUCAAACUGGCUUGAAGAUUCGGCUUAUUUUGCUGCUAUUGAUGAGACUUUGAAUACAAUCAGUUGGUAUGAUUGGCCUGAACCUUUAAAGAAUCGGCAUCUUUCCGCCUUGGAAGAAAUUUAUCAAAGCAAACGAGAUUUUAUAAACAUAUUCAUUGCCCAACAAUUCUUAUUCCAAAGGCAAUGGCAGAAAGUUCGUAACUAUGCGCAGAUGAAAGGAAUCAAGAUAAUGGGAGACAUGCCCAUUUAUGUGGGUUAUCACAGUGCAGAUGUGUGGGCAAAUAAGAAACAUUUUUUACUGAACAAGAGCGGUUUUCCUCUUCUAGUUAGUGGUGUUCCUCCCGAUGCCUUUAGUGAAACUGGCCAGCUGUGGGGCAGCCCUCUCUAUGAUUGGAAAGCCAUGGAGAGAGAUAGAUUUUCUUGGUGGAUACGCCGAAUCCGACGUGCACAAAAUAUAUAUGAUGAAUUCAGAAUAGACCACUUUCGAGGGUUUGCUGGCUAUUGGGCUGUUCCUUCUGAAGCAAAAUUUGCAAUGGAUGGACAAUGGAAGAUGGGACCAGGGAAAUCGUUGUUUGAUGCCAUCUUCAGAGCUGUUGGAAAGAUCAAUAUUGUUGCAGAGGACUUGGGUGUAAUCACCGAGGAUGUAAUUCAGCUCAGGAAAUACAUCAGAGCACCUGGAAUGGCUGUCCUCCAGUUUGGUUUUGGGAGUGAUGCAGAUAACCCACAUUUGCCUCAUAAUCACGAGCAAAAUGAAGUUGUUUAUACUGGGACUCAUGACAAUGACACAACCCGAGGUUGGUGGGAUAUCCUAGAACAAGAGGAGAAAUCUAAUGUACUAAAGUAUGUCACAGUUACUGGAGAAGAUGAUAUCUCAUGGGCACUGAUCCAGGCUGCACUAUCUUCAGUGGCACAAACUGCUAUCAUACCUAUGCAAGAUGUUCUCGGGUUGGGGAAUUCAGCCAGGAUGAACAUCCCAGCAACUCAGUCUGGCAAUUGGGGUUGGCGGUUACCUAGUUCCAUGAGCUUUGAUGACUUGGAAUCCGAAGCAAAGAAACUGAGAGAUCUACUUUCAAUCUAUGGGCGGCUCUGAAUAAGAAUUGCCAAGGUGUUAAGUCUGGAUGUGCGCCGCAUCACACGACUUCUUAUAUGAGGUACGUAUACGUAUGAACGGUUACUCCAUAUGAACUGAGGUUCAAGGUUGAAGUUUAGUUUUGAAUGAAUAAAAUCAGCCUACUUGUUUAUCAUGUAUUUCAGUUUCCCUAUUGUGAACUGCAUAGGGUCACAAGUCAUACCACUGUACAUUUGGUGUAGAACUCUGAGAUCUGCAAAUUGAGGGAUCUUGCAGAUGAAUAGAGUUGAAUUGACAUAGUAUAUAGGAAUAAGGAGUAAUAAGUAAUCACCGCUGCCCUUUGUGUGUUAAGUUCAAAAAUGUGUAGUAAAUCAGUUUUAAUUAAGAGUUUUUUUAGUGUAAAACAUCUACUUAUCCUUCACUUUAAAAUUUUUGGCAUUUCCUUUUCUAUGGUCUUAAAUUUCUUCUACAAUCAUUGUGGCUAUAAAUUGAUGCUUUUAGAGCUUAUUUGACAAUGAUUUCAAGAAAUGUUGGUGUUUGUUUUUUUACUUAAUUCUAAAUAGAACUUUAAUGCUUAAAAGUGUUAAAUAUUAGUUUAUUUAUUUUUGUAGUAUUUUAUUUUCAUUAAGUAUUAAAAAGUAAAAAAAAAUCAAUAUGUUAUUUUUUCUAUUUAUAAAAAGUUACAUAUUUUGACUUUUUUUAUUUAGUAAAAAGUUUAUAAUAAGUCAUGAAAAAGUAGAAAAACAAAAAACCUAAAAACAAAUUGUUUUCAGUAAAAAGCCCAAAAAACAAAUAUCACUUUAAUCUUUUUAAAACUUUAAAACAAUGUUUUCAAUAAAAGUUUUCAAGUGCUAAAAAUGUUAGAUGUAUUUAAUUCUUAUGAUUUUAUCUUUUAUGUAUUUGUAUUAAUUGAAUUGGAAAUAUAAUAAUUUUUUAAAAUAAUAAUAUAUAAAUAAAUGAUUGUUGAUUGGAAUUUAGUUUUUGUUUUAUUUUUUUAAAAAAUAAAAUUUAAUUAUAAAUUCUAUAUCAAAUAUAAUAAUUCUUAUACUCAAAUUUUAAAAAUAUAAGAACAUUAAAAGUCAUUAUCAUUUUUAGUAAAUUUUAAAGACUUUUUGCAUUUAUAUAAAGAAAUUAUUUAUGGAAAAUGGGAAGUGUAUUAAGGACAUGUAAAUUUAUCUAUUUUCAUUUAUCAAAAUGAAAUAGGACAUGCCAUAAAUAGAAUUUUACUUUCUUUUCUUUACAAAUAUUAAAAAAAAAACAUAUAAUUUUACAAUAUAUGAUAAUGUUAUCUAUCAGUAUUAUAAAAGAAUUUCAUCAUACCAGGGUAUCUGUUUGAAUACACUUUCUAUUUUUUAUUUUAAAAUAAAAAAAUUCUAUAUAAAAAUAAUCAGUUAGUAUUAAAAAAUGUAGAUAUUAGUUGUCUUUAAAAAUCACUUCAAGAAAUUUUAAAAUUUUAGGUGUGAAAAUUUAUUGAUGCAUCAAUUUUUCAAAAUAAUUUUUAAAACCAUUAUUUUUUCAAUGGGAGCAUCUAUUAUUAUUAUUAUCAUCUAUUGUUAUUAUUAUUAUUAUUAAAAACAUAAAAAACAAAACAAUGUAUCCAAAUGGAUACUAAAUUUAUCUAUUUUCAUUUAUUAAAAUGGAACGGGAGAUGCUACAUAUAGAAUGACUUUUUUUCUUCAGAAUUAUUUUAAAAACAUGUAAUUUUGUAAUAUAUAAUAAUAUUAUUUAUAAAUAUUACAAAAAUAUUUAAUCCAGUGUGAACAAAUUAAGUUUGAAAAACUUAACUCAAGUUGACCUGAGCAUCGGAAAAAAUUAUUGUUCCGGUGGGUUGAGUCUAGUCUUCCUGCUCAAAUUGCAACUCUGGUUUGGAACGAAAAUUAUGUGGCCUAGCAAAACAGAGCUACAAUUCAAUCACUAUCAAUAAUUGAAUUAAAAAUGAAAUUCUGGAGAGAAACUAACUGCUGUUCAUGGAGCUUCCAGUUCCAGAACCACUAAGCUUUCUCAAUUGCUUCGAUGCACUCCAAUACGGUCCCCUUCUUUGACAUUGCUGUCAUCAGAGCUUCAUGAAUUGCUUUGUUGUUUUUAAUGAGGGAUCCCGCAAAUAAAACCUGCAUCAUUUUUUGCCCAUUAUAUGGUUAAAACUCAUCAAUUCAUCAAAUACUGCAAGUGGCACUGAAGAAAGUCUGGCCAUUAUUAUGAUGGAUGGAACUCACAGCCCAUCUGGUAAGAUUUUGUUGCUGAUCUUUGCUGAGCUGUGGCUUGCUACGGUUUAUAAAUCUCUGAAGAGAACAUGGGAAGCAGGGAGUUGAGAUUAUAGAUCAAAGUUGGAUUUGUGGAAAGCUUCGUGAUAGGGAAAUGGAAGUUAGAACAAACCUGAAGAGUGAAAAGAUCGGCAGAUUGACCAACCACUUUGUCAUAUUGCAGGCCUUCUGCUGCAAGUCCAGCCAUUGCUACAACCGCCAACCUGGAAUAACAGUUAAAGGUGGAAUGUCAGCUGUCUACCGGCAAUUCCCUUAAUUUAAAUUAACUAAUCCAUAAUCCGAACUAUCUAUGGAGGAUUAUGUCAUGUUUGCCAACAUUUUCAAAAAGUCAUCGAAAAACAGUUUUUAAGAAUAUUUAAAUUAUUUUCAUAAAUAAAAUUUUGAUUAAAAACUCACAUAUAGAAAAUAAUUUUUUUCACCUAUCAUGCAUUUAUUAUGUACAUGCAUAAUAUAAAAGUUAGAAAUACACUUAGCCAUUACGAGUUCAAAAAUUUAUCCAAUAUCAUCCUUAUUUUAAAUAAAGGGAAAGAGAGUGACAAUGAUAAAUGAGAAUGAAAUGAGAGAUAUUUGAAAAAUUUUCAAAUGGUGGUUAGAUAUACAUGGAUUCAAGGGUGAAAGAAAUUAACAUAAAAUUUGUCAAUAGUGUUUUUAACUUAUCAUAUUUUUCUUUUAAAUAAUAUAACGCCGUUGCCUAAACAGUUUCCAAACAGACGCUUGGUUUUUUUUAAAGGACUUUGUGAUAAAAUAGCAUGCAGGGUUGCAAUAAACAUUGAUCUAGGUCUCUGUGGAAAGACAUGCUGUUAUCUAGUAAUUUGAAGGAAAUAUCCAUUUGUAGUACUGCUCCAGCUAUGAGGUAUGUACCUGUCUAGUUCCUUGGUGUCGAGCUGCCCACUGUAUAUCAGUUUUUCCAGCCUUUCGUCUAUGAGAUUCACAUGCUCUUUUCCAAUAUCCAGUGAAUAGCCCAGGAUAGGAAGGCCAAGCAGAUACGCAACU